GCGCGGCUUGUGUAGUGUGUGCUACAUCACAUGUCCUCUCUUUGUUAUUUUGUGGCUAAUUCAAGAGGGCUUUUAAAACAUAGUGUCGAAAAACCAUAAUUUUCAAUCUGCUAUUUGGGUGUUCUUCAGGAGUAGUGAAGCUGUAAGAAAAAUAAAGGUUCCAAUAAUCUAAAUUUCUUUAUGCACAGGGUUGUAUAAGCUUCAUAAUUCAGUCAAAACAACAGUGUUUACGUUCAUUGUGAUCAAGGCUCUGAACUUUUGUAUAACGUUUUUAUGACGUUCAGUGAUUUGGGUUUGAUUAAAGAGUUGUGUUCAGUAUGUCAGCGCAUGAAAUGGGAUUUUCCUACAAAAAUACAAUUGAAAUCAAUUCCUUUUGCUCUCGAAGGUCAGUAAUAUUACAAAAUACAUUAGUCUAUUGCAAGUUUUCGUUAUUACCACAUCUCACUUUUUACAGAUAAUAUUUCACGUGGCCGUUAGUUCAAGUAACAUGACACUCCGACAUUUGGUCAUGGAAUCAGAUUAUUUUGUAUGGUUUGCUGAUUAACUGCAGGGCAUGCCAAAGUUAUUGAGUAAAUGAAUUAUAUAAAGAUUUAGAAUGACUUAGUUGCAAAGCUUUCCCACUGUAGGGAAAAUUCCUUUUUCACACUUUGGUGCUGUAGAAAAUUUCUUAUUUAUUUACAGCCUUCAUGAUUAUUUGCGUGCACACUACCUGGUGUCAUUUUAUCACGUCUACUAGGUUAAAGCCGUUGAAUUGGGUUCAAAGCUCACUGUUUUGUGGAGGAAUUUUCGGAUAAGCUUUUGCGUAACAUUAGGAUUUACUUUACAAAGUAGCCUAGUAAGUUUCAGCACUAGAUGCCUUUAUUUUAUUGUUCACGUUGCGGGUAAAUUAUUCGUAUUGCAACCUCCACUUUUUGAACAACUUGAUAGUUUCACUAGCUCACACAGGAAAAUGUGACUCAUAGCUGAAUGUUCGGGACAUUUUUUCUUUCAGGCCCUCCUAUUUCUUAUACGCGUAAAUCAUCAACCAUGUCUAACAUAAAUACUGUCGUUUGUUUGGUAGACCGACCAAGAAACAUGUUGCGACAAGACUGAUUUGUAUCCUUUGUAUGCUCUUAAGUAUUUAACAAGGUGAGUGUUUACUAAGUUUCGUGAAAACGUUAUAAUAAGCUUAGCCACCAAUUUCUCAAUCGACCAAUGAAUUUCAAUUUAAUAUUUAUAGGAAAAGAUAUUGUUGGUAUUGCUGAAACGGGAUCUGGUAAAACAGGAGCUUUCCUUCUUCCCAUAAUUCAACAUUGGAUUAAAUCUGGUCAACCAGUUGGUUUUGCAUUAAUUUUGGCUCCUACUCGUGAACUGGCUCAACAGUUAGCCAAUGAGGCUGAACGUUUAGGACAAUACAAAACAGAUGAGUUAGAAUUUCAUUUAGAAGUAAUUCUUCUUGUUGGCGGUGAAGAUAUGGUAGAUCAAGCUUUAAAACUUGCAUGGAGAAAACAUCAUUUCAUUGUAGCAACUCCUGGACGUUUAAUUGAUCAUUUAAAACAAUCACAAAAUUUCGCUGCACAACAAUUAUCAAAUAUUCAUCAUUUAGUAUUAGAUGAAGCAGAUAGAAUGUUAAAUAUGGCAUUUGCUGAUGAUAUUGAUAAAAUAUUAAAUUUAUAUGAAAAACCAAAGAUGAAAGGAAAGAAACAUAAACGAAAAAGGAAACCAUUGUUAGUUCAGUUAGCCGAUGAUAAUAAUAAUGAUAUUACCAACAAUGACAUGAAAUCAAAUAACAAAAUGAUUAAGUCGAUUACAACAAAAUAUCCACAUCCACAAAUUUAUUUAUAUUCAGCUACAAUGACAAAAGAUGUGAACAAAUUACGUCGUGCUGCAUUAUCAUCAAAUGCUGUAUUUAUUAAUGAGAAUGAUGAUACCAUUCAUAAUAAUGAAGGUAAUCCAAAGAAUGAUGAUAAGAAUACCAUGGGAUGUAAUCUUAUACAACAACAACAAUCUAAUUCUACAUUAAAAUUAAACAAACAUUUAAAAACUGGUUUCCCUAUUGGUUUAUCACAUUAUUGUCUUCCUAUAAGAUUAGCUGAUCGUCCUACAAUUUUAAAUUGGAUUGUAGAAAAUGUGAUACAAACAAAUUUGUUGGAGAAAUUUGGUAUUACUAGUUCCACACCAAAUCAAAAACAUCAUAUUAUGAUAUUUUGUAAAAGAUGUCAUGAAACUAUAAUGGUUGCAGAAUUUCUUCGUGAAUCUGGUCAUUCUAGUGUAGCAUUAACUGGACGUAUGAAACAAAUUGAACGUAAAGAAUCAUUAAAUAAAUUUAUUUCAAGUGAAGUAGAAGUUUUAGUUGCAACUGAUGUUGCUAGUCGGGGGUUAGAUAUUCCGCAUGUUGAAUUUGUUAUCAAUUAUAAUGUACCAUUAUCGGAAAAAACGUAUCGACAUCGUGUUGGUAGAACUGCAAGAGCUGGUCAAACUGGUGUAGCAUUAACCCUAGUAACACGUGAUGUAGCUCAAAGUUUUCUAGAAUUAGAAGCUGCUUUACUACCUUAUCUUCCAUUAUCAACUGCCAAUAAUGGUAAUAAUUCACCGGGAAUACCUCGUUGGCCAAUUCCACUACCAGACUUACAUGGUCGGAAUGGAUUGUUAACUCGUCGUCGUCUAGCAGAUCAAGCUUGGUCAAGAGCUUCAAAGACUAUUCGAUCCCAACUUGAAAGUCAUCGUAAUGUAGACAAUAACCUAACUGAUCUAGAUCCAAUGAUAAAUGAAGAAUUAAUUGAGACCUAUGCAAAUUCUGAUGAAGAUGAAAAUAGUAGUAUGUCUAGUUCAUCAUCAUUAUCAAAUGAUGAGUCAAAAAUCAAUGAACUAUCGACAAUAUCAAAGAAACACUAUCCUCCUACUAUCCCAUUAGAUACAUCUGGUCAAGCUGGUAUUAAUGCUGCACGUAAAACAUGGAAAUCUUUAGCUAAAAUGCAACGACUUCAACAAAAAGCAAAAAUAGAAUUAGACGAACAACAACGUUUAACUAAAUCGAUUGGUUGGGGUGUUACUUCAACAAGAAACAUGUUGAAUAAUAAUGAUAUAAUAGAUCGUUUCAAUAAUGAAAUUGACAAUGAUGAUGAUGAUGAUGGUGAUGAACAAGAGAUGACACGUUUUGAACAACCAAUUAAAACGAAAUAUGCUAAGAUUCAAUUAUUGAAAAAAAUGGAUCGAUUAAAAUCGAGAUAAUAAGGAUAAAGAAACAGCUUCAGCGAUUAUUCCUGUACAUAACGUUUUGAGUACUUCUCUCAUACAAAUAAAAUAAUUAUAUGUUUCUGUCU
Messenger RNA from Schistosoma rodhaini, 3302 nucleotides. Lineage: Eukaryota; Metazoa; Platyhelminthes; Trematoda; Strigeidida; Schistosomatidae. The record is from the annotation of a GenBank genome assembly.